Molecule: messenger RNA, 710 nt
Organism: Geodia barretti
Lineage: Eukaryota; Metazoa; Porifera; Demospongiae; Tetractinellida; Geodiidae
Source: the annotation of a GenBank genome assembly
UAGCUAGGCUACGAUGGAGAACGACGGAGGGGAUACGCGUUUUUUCGGAGAAGGUGUAUCGGAAAGGGCGUCUGCCACUUUUGACAGCCAAAAUUAUCCUGCUCCAACUGAAGUGAGCGAACAUGGGGUAGAUCCUGAAGUCAGGCCGCCCGAUAACCACCCGACCCCAGUGCAGGAGCAGGGUCGAGCAAAAGGUGCUGAGCAACGGGUGCCCGAAAUCAGUUUAACAGCACGGAACCGCCAAUCAUCCUCGAGUCAACCCGUGACCAAAGCUCAAGGACGAAAAUGCACAUUGCUGUAAAAUGUGUUUGGCAGGACUUCUGCUUCUCUUUGCCUUUAGCGUUGCUGUUGCACUCACUCCCCUCACGUUUACAAGCAUGCUCCUCAAACAUAAUAAUCAGUGGUGGGAAUCAACUGGCACCAUGGAACUGUUGCAAAGUGACACGAUACUGGCAUACAAAGGUAAACCUCCGGUACAACUUAUAGCAACGGUUGAAAACAGGCAAUCCACAAAGUUCAAUGUGAGCCUUCUUUCAGUAAACUGUGAGGAACUUGUUGUUCAUGAAUUGUAUGUCAAUGUUUCCGACCUUCAUUUGUAUUUCACGACUGAAUAUCCCACAAAGUUACCCCCUGGCUACAACCACUUUGAGUUGGAAUCAUAUCUGAAGUAUUUUAUAACACUGGGUGGUGCACCUAAUACAUCGGAGUUG